GGUAUACUAAAGCACCGGAAAUUAUGGGACCGGGAGUGUCAACAGCAUAACGGCUCGUGCGACCGGUGUGUCCGCGAUAUCAACUGCUUCUACUGCUCAUCGGAUAAGACAUGUCACAAAUACACCAAUAAUGAACACUUGAAUGUCAUGUGCGGAUACUGGGAUGCCAUGUAUUGGAGCACAUGUUACUGGAAUAUCCGGGUACUGGCCGUGAUAUCAUCCCUCACUUUCGGAGCCCUCCUAUUGUUUACAACUAUGAUCGUAUACCUGAUGUUUGCCCGGAUUCAUGAGUGGAAAUGCCAGCGCCAGUUGUGGCAACAGCGCCGACACCAACAGUUGGCCGCAGAGGAGAUCCGGAGGGCCCACCGCUGGCAAAAUAAACACCAGUUUGCCGAGAAACCACAGACACAGGUGGUUGAGAACAAGGGUCAGGAAAAGGCCAGCAUGUGUCCCAUCACUAGCACUAAUGAGUGGAAGAGACAAAACGCUACGUCCGUACUGUUCCCCAAUAGCCCGGCCUCAUGGACCAGUACUUUGCAAAGUGGGGCUACGUUUGACACCCACUUGCUGUAUUUCGAUGGUGACCUGGGUAUAUCAUUGUUAUACAGCUGCGCCAAUACCAGGAAUGGACACAGCGGUAUCGGAAAUAUCUACACCCGAUCACCGGACACCCCACUGUCCAAAACAAUGCUCAAUCACUUAUAUGAUGUCUACUUCCAAAACGGCAUUUACGAUGUCCUACCACUACAUGAGGUGAGGCAUGACGACUGUGUGCCCGCUCGAGCCCGGGCUCAGGAUAAUAACAAUCGGCCUCACAAUGGACUAAAGCGAGUUAAUGAUCUUGGUCAUAAAAAUAUCUAUAACGAUUAA
Oppiella nova is the source of this 870-nucleotide messenger RNA. The record is from the annotation of a GenBank genome assembly. Lineage: Eukaryota; Metazoa; Arthropoda; Arachnida; Sarcoptiformes; Oppiidae.